This is a messenger RNA of Columba livia (rock pigeon), 354 nucleotides long. Its product is annotated as ubiquinol-cytochrome c reductase complex assembly factor 4. The record is from RefSeq and is a predicted model, not a curated record. The coding region runs from base 1 to 354 and encodes 117 amino acids. NCBI's taxonomy places the organism in Eukaryota, Metazoa, Chordata, Aves, Columbiformes, Columbidae. The transcript is spliced from 2 exons.
AUGUUGUAUGAAAGGGCGCGGCGCUGCCUCCGCCCGCCCGGGCCCCGGAGGUGGCUGGCGCAGCGGCGGGGCCCGGAGGACGCGGAUCCGGAGGACGGGGGGCCCAUCCCGUUCUCCGCCAGCAAGGCCAGUCCGCGCGUGUGGAGCGUCAGCCGGUCUAUGGGGAGCGACCACGAGAAGCCGUGGGCGAAGGUGCUGCCGCUCAGUCUGCUGUGCACGGGGCUGCUGCUCUGGUGCGUGUUCAGGCAGCAAACGGAGGUCGAUGAGCGGCUGGAAGCGCUUUUCUUCGAUCCGGUCGCGGACUCGGUAGAUGCGGCCCAAGAGGGCAGCGCUCCCCUGCGGGAGGAGAAAUGA